AGGGUACAUGCUUGUGAUUCUCAAUGGAGAGUGAAAGCACAGAUUCAUAAUGAAAACGAGCCCCCGUCGGCCACUGAUUCUCAAAAGACGGAGGCUGCCCCUUCCUGUUCAAAAUGCCCCAGGUGAAACAUCAGAGGAAGAACGUAAGAGACCCCAGCAAGAGUCUAGUCAAGGACAGGCCUCCAAGGAAGUGGCAGAGUCCAAGUCUUGCAAGUUUCCAGCAGGGAUCAAGAUUAUUAACCACCCUACCAUGCCCAACACCCAAGUAGUGGCUAUCCCCAACAAUGCCAAUAUCCAGAGCAUCAUCACAGCUUUGACUGCCAAAGGAAAGGAGAGUGGCAGCAGCGGGCCAAACAAAUUCAUUCUCAUCAGCUGUGGGGGAGCCCCAACUCACCCUCCAGGACCCCAUCCUCAAGACCAAACCAGCAAUGAUUCCAAGAGGACAGAAGUGAUCCCCGAGACGCUGGGACCAAAACCUGCAGCUAAGGACGCGAAUCUUCCUAGAACAACUGGAGCCAUUCCCGGGAAGAGACAGGAGAGCUGUGCUGGUGGUGAGGCAGCAGGCUGCACUCUUGACAACAGCUUAACCAAUAUCCAGUGGCUUGGAAAGAUGAGUUCUGAUGGACUGGGCUCCUGCAGCAUCAAGCAAGAGAAGGAGGAAAAAGAAAAUCGUCACCUGGAGCAGAGUCAGGUUAAGGUUGAGGAGCCCUCAGGAGCAUCAACAUCCUGGCAGGACUCUGUAUCUGAGCGGCCGCCCUACUCUUAUAUGGCCAUGAUACAAUUUGCCAUCAACAGCACUGAGAGGAAGCGCAUGACCUUGAAAGACAUCUAUACUUGGAUCGAGGACCACUUCCCCUAUUUCAAGCACAUUGCCAAGCCAGGCUGGAAGAAUUCCAUUCGCCAUAACCUUUCUCUCCAUGACAUGUUUGUUCGGGAAACGUCUGCCAAUGGCAAGGUCUCCUUUUGGACCAUUCACCCCAGUGCCAAUCGCUACUUGACGUUGGACCAGGUGUUUAAGCCACUGGACCCAGGGUCUCCACAGUCACCUGAGCACUUGGAAUCACAGCAGAAACGACCCAAUCCUGAGCUCCGCCGGAAUGUGACCAUCAAAACUGAACUCCCACUGGGCGCACGGCGGAAGAUGAAACCACUGCUGCCACGGGUCAGCUCAUACCUGGUGCCCAUCCGGUUCCCGAUGAACCAGCCACUGGUGUUGCAGCCCUCAGUGAAGGUGCCAUUGCCACUGGCAGCCUCGCUCAUGAGCUCAGAGCUCGCCCGCCACAGCAAGCGAGUCCGCAUCGCCCCCAAGGUACAGCUAGCCGAUGAGGGGAUUGCCCCUCUCCCUACUGCAGGACCAGUGAAAGAGGAGAAACUCUGUCUUGGAGAAGGGCUUGCUUCUUUGCUUCCAGUUCAGUGCAUCAAGGAAGAAGAAAUCCAGCCUGGGGAAGAAAUGCCACACCUAGCAAGACCCAUCAAAGUGGAGAGCCCUCCUUUAGAAGAGUGGCCCUCCCCAUCCCUGUCUUUCAAAGAGCAAUCCUCCCACUCCUGGGAGGAUUCGUCCCACUCUCCUACCCCAAGGCCCAAGAAGUCCUGCAGUGGGCUCAAGUCCCCAGCCCGGUGUGUCUCUGAAAUGCUCAUGAUUAAACGAAGGGAGAGGAGGGAGCUGAGCCGUUCUCGAAGAAAACAGCAUCUACUGCCUCCCUGUUUGGAUGAGCCUGAGCUGCUCUUCUCGGAGGGUCCUGGUACUUCCCGACCAUCCACAGAACUCCCUUUCCUGGCAGACUCCUCUGAGCCUGCCUCCCAGCUUGGCUACUCCCAGGAUGAGGGAGGACCUUUCAAGACACCCAUUAAGGAGAUGCUGCCCAUCUCUUCAACCCCGAGCAAAUCUGUCCUCCCCAGAACCCCUGAAUCCUGGAGUCUCACACCCCCAGCCAAAGCGGCAGGGCUAGAUUUCAGCCCAGUGCAAACCCCCCAGGGUGCCCUUGGCCCCCUGCCUGACUCCUUGGGGCUGAUGGAUCUCAGCACCACCCCACUGAAAAAUAUUCCCCUCUUUGACUCACCCCGAGAGCUCCUCAAUUCAGAACCCUUUGACCUUGCCUCUGAACCCUUUAGUAGCUCUUCCCCGUCAAAUAUGGAGGUCCCCAAGCCAGGCUCUCUGGAGCCACAGGUUCCCAGCCUUUCAGCCAAUCGUUCUCUGACAGAAGGCCUGGUUCUGGACACAAUGAAUGAUAGCCUCAGCAAGAUCCUCCUGGACAUCAGCUUCCCUGGCCUAGAGGAGGACUUGUUAGGCCCUGACAACAUCAACUGGUCUCAGUUCAUUCCCGAGCUACGGUAGAAACCUGCCCUUGCCCUUGCCUCUCAAGCCGUCCACCAUUCUGGGCACUUGUGGCUGGGCAGUCCCAGGCUCAGUGCACCCCAAGCCUUCCGACUGAGGACAGCGGGCAGCGACUGUUCCACUCCCAUGCCAAGGCAGCAGUCACACCUUAGCCAAGAGAAUCCAAUUCUUCUCCCUGCCAGCAGCUGGUAGGUGGGAAAAGCAAAAGCAAUGGUCAAAGGAGAUUAGCAGCUCCCCAAACUGUUUCCAGUCUGUGCCCUGCAGUCUCUCACUUUCCCUGCUCCUUGCAGGACAGCCUUGUAAAUAGUGCAAAUUCUGCAAAUUCUCCUCUAAUAAUAAAUGUAAGCUAAUUUGCCUAGAUCGUUAUCUAGAGACUGCCAGGAGGUAAGUAGGAUGACAAGGGGUUUCAGAUUGCUUUUCUUCCUUGCUUUUAGUUCCUAGAAAAGGGAGGACCUGAAGCACACAGUUUCUUCCAGGCCCAAGGUUCCUGGCUCAAGGGUUCUUUACCCCAGUUACCAAGACAAGUGGAUCUACUUGCCGGGGUCCCUCUCACUGCCCCUCCCUCCCACCUCCCCAUGUUUCCAAGUCAGCUUUGCUGCAAAAAGAAAUCCUGGGUUAAAAGGUCUCUUGUAUUAGGUUAAGAGUUGAAUUUGGGGUGGGGGGAUGGAUGCACCUGAAGCAAAGAGUGUGAGCACCCAGAUGUGCCCCCAUUAGAUGUUUCUCUGAUAAUGUCCUUAAUCAUGCCAGGGAGACGAGCACCGAUGAGAACUCGGGCAGAGGCUUGAGAAGGCUGAAAGGGCCCCUGACCUGCCUGCUUCCUUAGCUUGCACCUCAGCUCUGCAGAGAGCCACCCUGGGCCCCAGCUGACCACGUGUACGUGAGCCAGCUCAAGAACACUACUGUAACUACCUGCUCAAUAAAAUCCAGGGUGGAAAUGCU
Messenger RNA from Galeopterus variegatus (Sunda flying lemur), 3274 nucleotides. RefSeq names its product forkhead box M1 (gene FOXM1). Gene Ontology annotation, molecular function: sequence-specific DNA binding; DNA-binding transcription factor activity. The transcript has 8 exons. The record is from RefSeq and is a predicted model, not a curated record. Lineage: Eukaryota; Metazoa; Chordata; Mammalia; Dermoptera; Cynocephalidae. Gene Ontology annotation, biological process: regulation of DNA-templated transcription; G2/M transition of mitotic cell cycle. Bases 50 to 2335 code for a protein of 761 amino acids.